AUGAUUGCAGCCUUUGGGGAGCUGCCGCCUGUAUAUGCCAAACCACGUAAUCAACCACGGCCUCCAUACCCUGUAAAUUCAUUUAUGCCUCAACCAUCUGGUUAUCCUUAUCCUCAAGUAAGUCCUCAACCUGGAUAUCCAACAACUACUCCAUAUCCAACAACAUCAAAUGUACCAUAUCCUAAUUAUGGGACUCCAUACCCUGGUCCAAUUGGUACAAAUGGUACACCUUAUCCUGCAGCCACUCCUUAUCCUCCUACUACAAGUUAUGGACCUGUUUCUGAUGCAGCAGGCGGUACAAUCACAGAAGAGCAUAUAAAAGCUUCACUAUUAUCAGCAGUUACUGAUAAAUUGCGAAGGAAAUUAAAAGAACAGUCUCAACAAUCUCAAGCAGAGCUGGAAACAUUAAGAAGAACACAACAGGAAUUAUGUGAAGGUAAAACUCGCCUUGAAGACAUCUUCACAAGGUUACAAAGAGAAAAGGCCACAUUAGAAAAGAACUUAAGCAUACUGCAAGAGAAAGAAAAGGAAUUAGAAGCUGCCGUUGAACGACUUGCAGAACAGGAUGGGGUUGAAGCUGAUGAAGCUGUUGUUACUACAGCACCUUUAUAUUCGCAGCUUUUAAAUGCUUUUGCUGAAGAGGCUACUUUAGAAGAUGCUAUAUAUUACAUGGGUGAGGCAUUGCGAAAGGAAGUGAUAGAUUUGGACACAUUUUUGAAGCAAGUACGUACAUUAGCAAGGCGACAAUUUACUUUACGAGCUCUUAUGCACAAAUGUCGACAAAAGGCGCAACUAGCUUGC
This is a messenger RNA of Iphiclides podalirius (scarce swallowtail), 801 nucleotides long. NCBI's taxonomy places the organism in Eukaryota, Metazoa, Arthropoda, Insecta, Lepidoptera, Papilionidae. The record is from the annotation of a GenBank genome assembly.